Chlamydomonas reinhardtii is the source of this 3935-nucleotide messenger RNA. RefSeq lists its product as uncharacterized. Bases 97 to 3327 code for a protein of 1076 amino acids. The transcript is spliced from 19 exons. Gene Ontology annotation, cellular component: Ku70:Ku80 complex. Gene Ontology annotation, biological process: double-strand break repair via nonhomologous end joining; cellular response to X-ray; cellular response to gamma radiation. The record is from RefSeq and is a predicted model, not a curated record. Gene Ontology annotation, molecular function: double-stranded DNA binding; telomeric repeat DNA binding. Lineage: Eukaryota; Viridiplantae; Chlorophyta; Chlorophyceae; Chlamydomonadales; Chlamydomonadaceae.
CACUGACAUAGUCGCAGUUAGUCGAGGACUAAGGAGCCUUGCAUUGAUCCUCCGAACUGACACAAAGUAGCGCUUCUUUCACCACAGCUACUUACAAUGGCGCAUAACUACAAGGACCUGCAUGUGUUGGUGCUGGACGUGGGGCCGCACAUGCAGCCCUACCUCCCGCUGCUGCACCGCCUGGUGUUUAAUGUCUUGAACACCAAGCUCCUGUUCAAGCCACUGCACGAGGUGGCCGUGGUGCUGUACGGCACUGAGGGCACGCGGCACGAGCUGCACGACCCAUCGGACGCCGCCAGCACCUACCCCCACGUCACAGUGCUGCGGCCGCUGCAGGCGGUGGGUGACUACCGAGACCUGCAGUACUUCGCCUUCGCCUCCGAUCCACCGCCGCCGGCCCCCGAUGAGGCCUGGGCCGUGGGCGGGGGCGCGGGCGACAACGACGACCCCAACGACGCCGCCGCCCGCCCCGCCCUCCUCGGCCUGCCGCACCUCACCGACGCGGACGCCGACGCCGCGGCGGCGGCGCUCCAGCGGCGCGUGGAAGCCGCGGGCGUGGGCGUGGCGGGCCGCACUGCCGACGGCGCCGCCACUGCGGCGGCGCGCGCGGUCCGGCUGUUUGGUCGGCCCGGACCCAAGUCCGACUGGGCGGAUGGUCUGGUGGUUGCGCUGGACCUGUUGGCGCGGGCCAGGCGGGAGCGGCUGGAGGGCGACAAGCGGGUCAAGGGGCUGCGCAUGACGCUGGUGUCCAACUUCGUGGGGCAGUCUGAGCCUCUGGAUGACGAGAUGGCGGCCGGCCUGGUGGGCACACUCGAGGAGCUGGGCUGCAGGCUGGAGGUGGCGGCGCUGGACCACUACGUCCCGCCCCCGGCUGCAGCUGCAGCUGCGACAACUGCUGCAGCUGUGACAGCAGGUGGUGCCGGCGCGGCGGGGGCGGCAGCGGGCGGGGUGGGCGUCACGGCAAGUGACCGGGAGGCGCUGGCGGCGCUGCCGGCGGAGCUGGCGGCGGCACGGUCGGCCAACCUGCAGGCGCUGCACGGACUCAAGUCGCAGCUGCGGGAGGCGCCCUUCCUCCACCUGCGCCAGCCCGCCGAGCUGCUGUGCCUCACCGCCGCCACCGAGGUGACCAUGACGGCCUCCCUGGCGGACCUGCGCAUCGCGCCGCCGCCGCCGCCGCCGCCGCCACGUCAGGGGGCCGCCGGCGCAGCGGGCGACCCCAUGGAGUUGGAUGGGGCCGGCGGGCUGCAAGACAUCAGCCUCAAGGUUAAGCUGUACAAGAAGGUCCAGCAGGUCCGUGUGACCGGCUGGACGUCCUACUACUCGGGAGGAGGUGCAGGCGGAGAAGGUGCAGGAGGCCAGGGAGAAGGGGAAGGAGCCGCACCCGUGGCCGCAGCCGCAGAGCCGCACGCCGACGCCUACGGCGCCUAUGGCGCAGCCGACGGCGGCGCGGACGGCGGCGGCGAGGCUGGUGGCGGCGGCGUGGGCCGGCACGGGUUGCUGCGGGAGGUGGAGUAUGAGGACCCGACAACAGGCGAGAAGUUUGACCGGGACAGCCUGGUGCGGGGAUACAACUUUGGCGCGCAGGUGGUGCCAGUGGACGAGGUGACUGCCGCCACGGCGCAGCUGCAGUUCGCCAAGGACUUCAGCCUGCUGGGCUUCGCGCCGGAGCCACUCGCGCUGGUGCCCAGGCACCGACUGGUGGCGGAGCCGUCUGUGGUGGUGGGUGCGGACGCCACUGCCACUGCGGCGCUGGCGGCGCUGGCUCGGGCCAUGGAUGCGCCGCUGGUGGCGGGCGGGCCCCGACCCGGCACCGGCGCCAUCGCCCGCCUCAAGAACCGCGCCGCCAUCCCCGCGCUGGUGCUGCUGACGCCGCACCUGAGCCACAGCCCCGACGUGCCCGACUGCCUGCUGCUCAGCCCGCUGCCCUACUUUGAGGACAUCCGCACAUUCUUCUUCCCCACCUUCAGGAACGAGCAGGAAGCUCAGGACACGGCCGCGGCGCUGGCGGAGGCACGCGCCACCCGCACGGGCGUCCCCGUGACCGCCGCUGCUACAGCCCCCCUCGGCGCCGCCGGGGUCAGCGGCGGCAGUAGCAGCGCCGGCGGGCUGCUAUCGGGCUCUGGGAACUCGCAGGCAGGCGGCACGCAGGCCGGCAACGGCAGUAGCAGCAGCCAACCGCAGCAGGGAGAGGCGCUGGGGGUGCGGUGGGAGAAGCUACAGCCGACACAGGCGCAGCAAGAUGCAGCAUCGGAGCUCGUUCGGUUGUUGGACCUGGGGCCGCAGCCGCUGCUACUGCCGACGCAGCAGGCUGCAGGCAGUGGCGGCGGCAGUAGCAGCAGCGACCAGCGGCCGGAGGCGCUACAGCCGCAGCACACGGUGAACCCGCACCUGCAGCGAGCGUACGGCUUCAUCACGUCGAGAGCUCUGGACGCGCACGCACAGCUGCCGCACCCCGACGACGACCCGCUGGUGGACACCCUGCUGCGGCCCAGCGGCGCCUACUGGCGGCCGGGGGCGGCGGCGGCGCUGGCGGCGGCUGAGGCGCUGCUCAACACCACGGAGCGUGUGUUCGAGGGGCGCGGCGGCAGGACCAGCCUGGAUGGCGCCGCCGCCGGCGAAGGCGACGCCGCCGCAGAGGCCGAGGCGGGCGACGGCGGCGACGGCGGCGCGGGCGCUGGUGGCGGCACUGGAGGAGUUGCGGGCAGCGUGCUUGCAGACCUGUUGGGUAGCGCCGCCGCCGCGGCGGGCGGUGCGGGCGCUGGCGCUGGCGGCGUCACCAGUGUCCGGAGGGCGACGGCGGAGGAAGACUUUGCGGCAAUGCUGGCGGCCGGCAAAGAGCCGGCGGCCCGGGCGGUGUCUCAGCUGGGCGCGCUGGUGGGGGAGCUGGUGGAGUCAUCACCCGGAGACACGCUGUACGGCAGGGCCCUGCAGCUGCUGGCGGUGCUGCGGGCGGGGGCGGCGGCAGCGGGGCGGGCGGGCGCCUUCAACUCCCUCCUGCGCAAGCUGGCAGCGGACUGCACCGCGCCAGGGCGCGGCAGAUCGGGCUUCGUGUCUCGCCUGGUGGCAGACAAACUUACGCUCCUGUCCGCUGCGGACCUGCCGCCAGCCGCGGGCGGCUCGGGACCAGCAGCACUCCCGCACUUUGAGGAUGACGGCGGCGCAGUGGCGCCGGCGGCGGCGGCGGCGUUCCUGGAGGACCUGGCGGCGGCGGUGGCGGCGGAGGCGGCAGCAGGGGCGGCAGGUGUGGGCGGUGCGGGCGCGGACUUGGAGGAGACGCUGGCUCCUGCUGAGGUGGUGGUGGAUGAGGCGUUUGAAGACAUGGACUGAGGGACUUGGGAGUUGGGAGUUGGUCUGUGUGUGAAUAUACGGUUUAUUGGUGCUAUCACGAUGCAGGCCGAUUAGCUAGCUAAUCUUGUUGUGUUGGCCGGGUGUGUUGGCCGGUUGACAGUAUCUGCUGGUGUCGCUGGCCCUUGUGACCACCAUUUUUGGGAGCAAACCCUCCACCCUACCGGCCAUGCAGACCUGCUACACACACACACACACACACACACACACACACACACACACUUGGGCGGGCUUCGUUUUGUUGUGGCAGGGAAAAUUCGUGGCAGGGAAAAUUCGGGCGGAGCGAGAAGUGCCUUCGCACGUCCAUGGACAAUUGACUUUCGCGAGGUUGCCCGAAAAGCAAGCCAUGGCUUUGCGCAGUAUGACUUCUGUACGUCGUAAAUGUGCUUCAAAGACACAGCAGACGGCGAGCCGUCAUAAAGAGCCUGUCACCGUGGAGCAGCGCUGGCGCGGCAGUAUUCGUUGGAACCAGUUUCCGUAUUUCGAGCCCGGCCGUUUGUCCCGCGUGCGAGGAAUACCUGUGGCACAUGCAUGCGGCAGUCCGGCCGCUUGCCCGCGGUGGGCGAGGUGCACUUUUAACAUUUGUAGUU